UGAUGUAGAAGUUAUAUACUGUAUUAGUCUUGCAUAUUUAAAUCCACUGUCAACUCUCUACUCUUUCAUGGUAACCCCUUGCAGCUGUCUCCUGCCCAGCUAACAGCCACUACGAGCUGUGUUCAGACACCUGUGGUACUAGCUGUGCCAGCCUGUUAGACUCCUUCACCUGCUCUGCUAGCUGCUUUGAGGGCUGCCAGUGCGACGUGGGCUUUGUCUCUGACGGCGACAAGUGUGUCUCCAUGGAUAUGUGCGGAUGCGUCUACGAAGGCCAGUAUCUGAGGGUUGGCCAAGUGGUGGUAACCAAAGGCUGUGACUCUAAGUGCGUAUGCCAGGCCUCAGGGCUGGUGAGGUAUGAGAAACGUAUCUGUGCCAGCGGAGAGGUCUGUGGGGUAAAGGAUGAGGUCAGAGGAUGCCAACUCAAACAGGGGCACUGCAUGGUCCACCCUGGUGCCCACUUCACCACCUUCGACUGCAUGAGGGGGGUCAUGGGGCUGGGGGCCUUUGAGGUGGCCUCUCUGUGUGACCAGACCUCUGCCCAGUGGUUCAGGGUGGUGGUGGACGUACGCGUCUGCAGUAACGGAGCCUAUCCCAAUGUGGCGACAGUCUACGUCUUCUUCAAGGAUGUCACCGUCACUGUCAACAGCCAGCACAACACCUGGGUGAAUGGAAAGAAUGUGUCCCUCACCAGCACUCCAGCCAAUCAGCUGUUUGUCAGCAUCGCCGACAGGACAGUGGUCAUCAAGAGGGUGUCUGGUGUGCGUGUCACCUACUCCAUCUCCCAGGAGUUCUUCAUUACUAUCGACUACCACCUGGCGUGCAAGGUGUGUGGCGCCUGCGGCAACUACAACGGUAUUGUCAAGGACGACAUGACAACAGCCGACAGGCAAUCCUCCACAGAUGUGACAGUGAUUGUUAGCUCCUGGAGGCUGGGGACUUCUCUAGCUGUGGCCUGUAAGAAUGCGGAUUCUCCAUCUACACACUCUAUCUGAACUCUACAAUUGACUAAUUUUGAAUAUUGCAUUUCCACUUGCUUAGAGCAAUAGUAACAACAAGAGUGUGAAGUCACUCAACUUUGGUUUAUCGUUUCUAUGUACAGUGAUUUGCAAAAGUGAAGGCUCAUAUUCAUUAGAAUACUUUUUUAUUUGUCUUUUUAAUCUUUUAAUCUUACUAUAAAAUAUACCCUUUCACCUACAUAUGAUCAUGCAAAUGUUAAAGUCUGAUAUUGUACAACUCAAAUUGCUUAUUUACAAAUAAAGU
This is a messenger RNA of Coregonus clupeaformis (lake whitefish), 1260 nucleotides long. Its product is annotated as zonadhesin-like. NCBI's taxonomy places the organism in Eukaryota, Metazoa, Chordata, Actinopteri, Salmoniformes, Salmonidae. The transcript has 4 exons. The record is from RefSeq and is a predicted model, not a curated record. Bases 243 to 992 code for a protein of 249 amino acids.